Messenger RNA from Neltuma alba, 2995 nucleotides. RefSeq lists its product as uncharacterized. NCBI's taxonomy places the organism in Eukaryota, Viridiplantae, Streptophyta, Magnoliopsida, Fabales, Fabaceae. The coding region runs from base 135 to 2855 and encodes 906 amino acids. Gene Ontology annotation, biological process: defense response. The record is from RefSeq and is a predicted model, not a curated record. The transcript is spliced from 4 exons.
UUUUGUAGGCGGCUUCACAAAGCAGAAACGAAACGAAACCGCGUAGGGAGAACAAAAUUCCAGUUUCCUCCUCCUCCGUAUCGUGGACGUUCACCAUCCUCUGCUUCCGCACGUCGGCGCAAAAGAUAGAGCCCAUGGCGUCUCCUCGCCCCCCGCCAUCGAAGCCCUUGGAUCUCGACCUCACCAUCGUCUCAGCCAAGCAUCUCAAGAACGUCAACUGGAAAAACGGGGAUCUCAAGCCCUAUGUUGUCUUCUGGGUCGACCCGGACCGUCGUCUCGCCACCAAAUCCGAUGACUCGGGUUCUACCUGCCCUGUCUGGAACGAACGCUUCACUCUCCCUCUCGCCCACUCUCUCCAAGAUUCCUUCCUCACCCUUGAGAUUUUCCAUUCUAAACCCUCAGAAACGCCCAAGCCCUUAGUCGGCACACUCCGUCUCUCACUCAAGGACGUCGACGACCUGGAAGAUUCAACCCGGCUCCGGAAGUUCACUCUCACGCGCCCCUCCGGUCGCCCUCAGGGUAAGAUCCAUCUGAAGCUCGGUCUUCUUGGACGUCCUCUGCCCCCAACCAUAGACUACGCAAACCCUAGCCCUCCAUUGGUAUGCUAUAUACCGACAAAUCCGAUUCCUCCGCCUUCUGCUCGCGAUUUCAGGGGAUACUCACCUUCGCCGUCUCCUCCACCGUACUCUUCUUACAGCUCGUACCCGGAUGCGUACUCUGGGUACUAUCCUGGAUAUUACUCCAGCGCUCCUCCUCCGCCGCCCCCGCCAAGGCCUUUCUUUGAUCGUCCGGUGAAUUAUGGUGGGCCUAGCGGGCCGUCAGCUCCGCUUGAUUAUUCGUCGUAUGAUCACAAGCCGAAGAGUGGGAAAAUGGGUAUGGGUGCGGGGCUUGCAGUGGGCGCUGUUGCUGGUUCUUUGGGUGGGCUUGCUCUUGGGGAGGGUCUGAAAUAUGAAGAGGAAAAGGUUGCCGAAAAGGUUGAAAAUGACAUGGCUACCCGGGAUGAUUAUAGCGAUUAUCGUUAUCGAGACUCACUCAACUCAGCGCUGCGCUUGAAGGUCUUGGAACUGCCUCCGCCCAUGCCAAAAGGAAAGGAAAGGAAAGGGUUCGUAUUCACUAUUCAAGAACACCACAGUGACAAAACACCACACACGUGGCGAACAGUAAGGUACAGCACACGAGCCAGCGAAGCCUUGGGUGUGGGAGUGGGGAUGUUGAGAACUUCUCUCCUGGGUGGCCCUUCUGUGAAACACGUGGCGCAUUCCGAGGCCGUGAGGAUGCCACCGGGGCCUGAAGCAGCGGUUGCAAAGGGUACGUGCAUGCCCGGUUUGAAGAGGGCCGGAGAGAAGAGCGAUGUGGGCGUAUGUGGGAAGCCAUUCCUGCAUAAGAGUUUGAAACUUGACAACAUGCCUUCUUCUACACCCGCCCUGGUUUCCAAAUGCACCGUUUUCCCUGAUCGCAAGUCCACCCUCGGAGACCUCAAGCUCUCCGUCUCCGACCUUCCCAUGCUCUCCUGCCACUACAUCCAGAAGGGCUGCCUCUUCACCCUUCCUCCCCAUCUCCUCCCUUUUCAUCCUUUCAUCCCUCUCCUCAAGUCCGCUCUCUCUCGCACUCUCUCCUUCUUUCCUCCCCUGGCAGGCCGCUUCAGGACCGAUUCCGUUGGCUACGUCUACAUCACCUGCAACGAUGCCGGCGUCGAUUUCCUUCACGCCACUGCCACCGGAUUCUUCACCCGCGACCUCCUGGCUCCACCCGAUGUCCCCGAAUCCUUCAGGCAAUUCUUCACUUUUGACAGGAAAGUUAGUUACAGUGGUCAUUUCAGCCCGAUUUUGGCCGUUCAGGUCACCGAGCUGGCAGACGGUGUUUUCAUCGGCUGUUCCGUCAACCACGCCGUUACAGACGGGACCUCCUUCUGGAAUUUCUUCAAUACUUUCGCCGAAGUCUUCAGAGGAGUCAACAAUAUUUCCAAGGUGGCGGACUUCCGUCGGGAGUCCGUUCUCAUCUCGAAAGCGGUGCUCCAUUUCCCAGAAGGCGGGCCGAAGGUCACCUUCAAAGCCGACGGGCCGCUGCGGGAGCGAAUUUUCAGCUUUAGCCGCGAGGCAAUCCAAAAGCUGAAAGCCAGAACGAAUAGCAGGAGAUGGACAGGCAACGAAAACGGUGACGUCACCAGCGCCGCAGAGUUGAUGGGGAAGCAGAGCAACGAUCCUUACCAGAAGGAGAACAGGAUAGUAACGUUCAGGCCCGAGAACAGGGUCAAAAGUGCGGACGCUGAAACGGUGGAGAUAUCGUCGUUUCAGUCGCUUUGCGCACUGCUCUGGCGGGCGGUAACGAGCGCCAGGAAGUUGCCAGCGUCGAAAACGACGACAUUCAGAAUGGCGGUUAACUGUCGGCACAGGCUAGAACCUAAAUUGGAUCAGUACUACUUCGGGAAUGCGAUUCAGAGCAUACCGACGUACGCGUCGGCAGGCGACGUGGUGUUGAGGGAUUUGCGGUGGUGCGCGGAGCAACUGAACAAGAACGUGAGGGCGCACGACGACGCUACGGUGAGACGGCUCGUAGAGGAGUGGGAGAGGAACCCGAGGUGCUUCCCGCUGGGGAAUCCGGACGGUGCAUCCAUCACCAUGGGGAGCUCGCCGAGAUUCCCAAUGUACGACAAUGAUUUCGGGUGGGGCAGGCCGGUGGCGGUUCGAAGCGGUGGGGCCAAUAAGUUCGACGGGAAGAUCUCGGCUUUUCCAGGCAGAGGGGGCAGGGGGAGCGUCGAUUUGGAGGUGGUGUUGGCCCCCGAAACCAUGGCGGGAUUGGAGUCGGACUCAGAGUUCAUGCGAUACGCGUCGUGCUUGCAGUUACAUGCUGUUUGAAGGGGCUGCCCCUGCUUCACGAGAAUAUUGUAUUUUCAAUUUAAUUUUUGGCCAGUGUAUGAAUGAAAUAACUGAUCAGUGUUUUUGUUUUUGGCCUGAAAAUAAUAACUAAUAAGUGUUGUGGUUAUGAUUAUUGAAUA